AUGCCGAGCUCCGUCACCGAGAUACAAGCCGUUGGUGCACAUGUGGUACUCUCGCUGGUCGAUGGCACGGCAGUCAAAGGUACCGUCUUCACCUACAACCCUGCGGAGGAGCUAUUGGUCCUUAUCCAAGGUCUUUCAGAUGGCAGCCCAAACGUCAAGAUAAUCCGCACGUGUUAUAUCAAGGAUAUUGCUGUCGUUAAUGAUGCAGAAGGGGAUAAACUACCGCCACAACUUGACGUGAAGGCUCGUCUCCCUUCCAUGCAAGCUGGGCGCGACCGCUCCCUCUUCAAGCACGCAAGUUCGCAAUUGCGUGUCGCUCGAGACAAGCGAGCUGCUCUACUACAAACAGAUGACAAAAAUACACCGAUUGCUGCGCUUGACACACUCACAAAGCUCGCCCGGAUUUACCCUGACAUUCAUUGGGACAAGGAAGAGGGUGUCAUUCGCUUUAAUCAAGAAGUCUUUGUUAAAGGAAAGCCGGACUGGAACUGUCCGGUCGCUAUUGCUAUUGACGGCGCCGGUGACACCAGCAUAAGUCUGGUGGAUCGCAUUCAGAAGACUAUCUCCAAAAAGUAA
Molecule: messenger RNA, 576 nt
Organism: Trypanosoma grayi
Lineage: Eukaryota; Euglenozoa; Kinetoplastea; Trypanosomatida; Trypanosomatidae
Product: p21 antigen protein
Exons: 1
Coding region: 1-576 (191 amino acids)
Source: RefSeq, a predicted model, not a curated record